This is a messenger RNA of Fusarium fujikuroi IMI 58289, 2142 nucleotides long. RefSeq lists its product as uncharacterized. Gene Ontology annotation, molecular function: NAD+ synthase (glutamine-hydrolyzing) activity; ATP binding; glutaminase activity. Gene Ontology annotation, biological process: NAD+ biosynthetic process. The record is from RefSeq and is a predicted model, not a curated record. The transcript has 15 exons. Gene Ontology annotation, cellular component: cytoplasm. Lineage: Eukaryota; Fungi; Ascomycota; Sordariomycetes; Hypocreales; Nectriaceae. Bases 1 to 2142 code for a protein of 713 amino acids.
AUGGCGGACUUAAUCACUUUGGCGACAUGUUCUCUCAAUCAGUGGGUGUUGGAUUGGGAGGGUAACUUGAAGAGAAUUCGCAAGAGUAUCAUUCUCGCCAAGGAAGCUGGAGCUACGCUUAGAACGGGCCCUGAGCUCGAGAUUACAGGCUAUGGCUGUCUUGAUCAUUUCCUUGAGGCUGACGUAUACGAGCAUUCCUUGGAGUCACUCCUCGCAAUCUUGACUGACACCGAACUCCAUGGCAUUCUCAUCGACGUUGGUCUUCCUCUCAUGCACAGAGGGUGUCGAUACAACUGCCGUGCUAUUAUCCUGGACGGAAAACUACUCUGCCUUCGCCCCAAAAUCUAUCUUGCCAACGACGGCAACUUCAGGGAGAACCGAUUCUUCACUCCUUGGAACAGGCCGAGAUAUGUUGAGAAAUACAAUCUUCCUCCUGCUCUUCAGAAGCACCAGGGCGUUCGACAAGUCCCCAUUGGUGAUGUUGUUCUGUCCCUCAACGAUACAACUGUCGCCGCCGAGACAUGCGAGGAGCUCUUUACCCCCCAGGCACCUCACAUCAACAUGGCUCUCAACGGCGUGGAAAUCUUUACCAACUCCUCCGGCUCUCAUCACACGCUAAGAAAGCUUGAUGAGCGUAUUGCUCUAAUUUCUGAAGCAACUCGCAAGAGUGGUGGUGUAUACCUCUAUGCAAACCAGUCUGGUUCCGAUGGAGACAGGCUUCUCUACGAUGGUGCAUCUCUCAUCAUGGUCAAUGGCUCGAUCGUGGCUCAAGGCUCCCAGUUCAGCUUGGACGAUGUCGAAGUUGUUACCGCGACCGUUGAUCUUGAGGAAGUUCGCGCUUAUAGAUUCGCCCCAUCUCGCAACUUUCAGGCUGUCCAAGCUCCUGUGUAUGAGAGAAUCGAGGUUGAUUUCAGCCUGGGUCAUGAGGAUCUUGACCUCCUUCGUGCCCCAACAGCUCCUAGACCAGCCCGUUAUCAUGUCCCCGAGGAAGAAAUUGCUCUUGGCCCAGCUUGCUGGCUUUGGGAUUACCUCCGAAGAAGCAGGGCAUCUGGCUACUUGGUCCCUCUCUCAGGAGGUAUCGACUCCUGUGCAACCGCUACCAUUGUAUUCAGCAUGUGCAGACUCGUCGUUGAGGCUAUCAAGGCUGGUAAUGAGGAGGUCAUCGAGGAUGUCAAGAGAAUUGCUGUAUUCUCGGAUAAGCUCCCCGAAACUGCCGAGGAGUUCUGCAACCAGAUUUUCCACACAGUGUAUAUGGGUAUGGAGAAGCAGAGCAGCAAGGAGACUCGACAGCGUGCCAAGGACCUUGCCGAGCGUAUCGGUAGUUACCACACUGACAUGAACAUUGACGAUACCUUUCACGCCACCAAGAACUUGCUCACUCAAGGCACAGGAUUCGAGCCCAAAUUCAAGGUUCAUGGUGGAUCAGCGACUGAAAACUUGGCACUGCAGAAUAUCCAGGCACGCAGUCGCAUGGUCAUCGCCUAUUACUACGCUCAGAUGCUACCAACAGUUCGACAGCGACCAGGAGGAGGAAGCCUCCUUGUUCUAGGAUCUAGCAAUGUUGACGAGUGUCUCCGAGGAUACCUUACAAAAUACGACUGUUCUUCCGCCGAUCUCAAUCCUAUAGGUGCUAUUAGCAAAAGGGAUCUCAAGAGUUUUAUUUCAUGGGCAGCCAAUAACUUCGACAUGCCGAUUUUGGAAGAGUUUAUUCAUGCUACACCCACGGCUGAGCUAGAGCCUAUCACCGAAAACUAUGUUCAGUCAGAUGAGGUUGAUAUGGGCAUGACCUAUGACGAACUAGCUCGUUUUGGACGACUACGUAAGGAGAGCAAGUUAGGGCCGUACGGCAUGUUCCUACGACUUGUCGAAGAAUGGGGUGGAGAGGGCAAACUGAACCCACGAGAAAUCGCCACUAAGGUGAAGCGUUUCUACCACUUCCAUUACAUCAAUCGUCACAAACAAGCUGUGGCAACACCAGCUGUUCAUGUGGAAAAUUACUCGCCCGACGACCACAGAUUUGACCUCCGUCCUUUGUUCUACCCACCUGCCUUCCAAGGCUGGUCCUUCCAGAAGAUUGAUAAGCGUGUUGAGGCUCUGGAGAAGGCUCUGGAGAAGAAGAAGGCUGCAAGUACCUCGCAAUAG